Molecule: messenger RNA, 1173 nt
Organism: Phytophthora nicotianae INRA-310
Lineage: Eukaryota; Oomycota; Peronosporomycetes; Peronosporales; Peronosporaceae
Exons: 2
Coding region: 271-1173 (300 amino acids)
Source: RefSeq, a predicted model, not a curated record
AUGAGGGCCUGGAAACUUAUUGGUCUCCUUUAUUUUUAGUCGUUGGAAGCUGUUCAAAAUUGCACCAAGCUUGGAUCGAUUCCUGCACACCAAGACCCAAAUGGCAAGCACAGGACGCAGUCGACGGUGUGCCUUGUGCCAGCAGUUCUAUAGCUCCGGACUCGUUGACAACGUACCGGCUGGGGUGAGUCCGUAAAUUGUUUCUUUUUGCAUCAUUCCACAACGCUUUAGUCCUUGUACAUUUGUCAGGAAUUGCUGCGUGCACGACGGAUGCUAAUGGAGCGUAGUACCGAAGAUAAUGGACCAACGAGUCGCUUGAUCCAAGAAGGAUUUGACCACUUUCUCGCUGAUCUUACUCGCGAACGGGAAAUUCUUGGCCAACGCACCAUACCGUUAGAUGUUUGCGUCUUCUGCGAGCAGUUCCUGCCUUCUUCGUAUACUAUAGACGGUGAUCCAGAGGAGGAACAGCGCACUCAGAGCCCCACCAACUACAACGUACGAGCAUCCACGUCUUCGCGUAUAGCAUCUCGUUGUACUAAUGGAGGACACAUGAGUUCAAGUCUCGUAAUUCAGCAUCAGUUUCCACCACGAACAGCGCGAGUAGCCCGACCUCGAAGUUGUUCACAAUCUAACCAAAGCACUUCAGCAUCACCUCGACCUCCUCCGACGUAUCGUUUGUUAUCGAACGGUGUAACGCGCGUGCUGCGCAUUGAAUCGCCAGCAGCGCUGAAUUCGAUGGGACAUCGAUACGACCAGGGGCGCCGUCUUCUAACAGCCAACGACAACGUCAUGGGGAAUCUUCGGGAGCGGGAAAAACAGCAAAUGGCUGCAAUCUUACGUGCUGAAUGUAGCAAACGUGAGGCGUACCACCGGCAUCGCUUGUCAAUAGCGAAGCAAAAUUCUCGCGGACGCAGCGAAUGCAUGACGACUGGAUCUGUUGGUCCGGAAUCACUGCCGCAUCAAAGUAUUAUCGACAGCCUCAUCCAUGGCACGGGGACCUUGUAUACGGGCGUUGUUGUGGCUCCACAGGAAUAUAAUCCUUUAACCCCUGCACCUCGACCGAGUAUCACCACGAAAGGCUCCAAGAUCAUCACUAAGAAGCACGGUCGCCACUUUAAAACAGAGCUCUUCUUUCCAACAAUUCCCGUUAACACUCAAGCAACUAAAAAAUAA